AUGUCCUCGAACCCAAGCGCCGCGCCCGUCGGCGACGGGCGGAUCGACCGCCGCAGCCUCCACCGCCUCCUCCUCAGGGGGACCGAGGCCCCGGACACGCACGUCGACGACAUGGAGCACAUUGCCGACGCGGCGGCGGCGUCCGGCGACGAGCCCAUGGCCCUCGCGCACCAGGUGCAGGACUCGCCCGGGUUCCAGCGCUGGUGGCAGACGCCCCGCGAGUCCGGCGCCGUCCUCGUCGAGGCCCGCUUCUCGCCCGCCGACGUGCUGGCGGCGCAGGGCGGCCGCGCCGUCACGCCCUACUCGGUCCUCUGCGCCUCGGUGGCCUCGGACCUCGUCUGCGCGCACUGCAUUCCCCCGCACGAGCCGGUCGGCGGCAAUGGCGGCGGCGGCGGCGGCGGCGGCGGCACCGCCUUCGUCGCGACGGCCGCCGUGGUCUUCUUCGCCUGUAACCUCCACGCCGACUCCAGGGGGUCGUUCGCGGGCGCCCGGGGCAUGCUGCGCAGCCUGGUCGGCCAGCUCCUGGUACAGUUCCUGCCGUGGGGCCCAGACCGCGCCAGCGAGCCCGACUUGGACUUUGGGGGCGGGAGGGGCGUUCUGCUUGGCGACUUCGCGGCCCCCGACGACGAACACGACGUGAGCGGAUACCAGAUUAGGAAUCUGCUUGACCUCUUGACACAGCUUGUCAGCCAGAUAGCCCCAGACAUCACCCUUUACAUCAUCGUGGAUGAGGCCUCACUCUACGAGCGAACCGAAUCGGGCUGGGAGGACAAGUUUCAACGCAUCAUAAACGCACUGUAUGGCACAUUAAAAUCCGUCAUGAUUCAUAUAACAUUGUCAGGGUCGAACCGCGUCCGCGCCCUCCCGCGCGACAGGAACGACUCCCUCUUUGCGCCACGCCGGACGCUGGGCCGGUACCCCGGCCCGCCCACGAUGCCCCCACGAUGCGGAGUCUGGGCCACGAUCUUGGGCAACGUGCGUGACAUGGUCCCCGGCAGCGUUAUGCGACGCGGGUCCGGCCGGAUCGAGUCGCCGUCGCUGUCGCCUCGCGUCGUCGGCCGCGUCGGGUCGUACAGAUCCGCCACACCCCACGGCGGGGUGACUCCCCACACCGGCCCUGUCUCUGCCACGUUUGUCGCCGCGCCGCGGUCCUCGUCGCCGCGGCCGCCGUAUCCCGACGACCUCGCGCUCUCCCCUCCCCACCAGCCCCACCAUCGACGGCUCUUCUUCUCCUCACUCGCUGGCAUCUCGAUGUCCCCUCCGCGGUAG
This is a messenger RNA of Gaeumannomyces tritici R3-111a-1, 1269 nucleotides long. RefSeq lists its product as hypothetical. Lineage: Eukaryota; Fungi; Ascomycota; Sordariomycetes; Magnaporthales; Magnaporthaceae. The record is from RefSeq and is a predicted model, not a curated record. The coding region runs from base 1 to 1269 and encodes 422 amino acids. The transcript is spliced from 2 exons.